AAAACGGUCAGGGGCCUCCCUCAUCCUCAACCCGCUCACCAUCAUGUCCGCCCCGCAAGGCGACAACCCCGGUGCAUUCCUGACCAACGCUAAUCCUCCGGCUUCGCAUAGCUUCUACCCACCACAACCAAUGCAGUAUACAGGACCUUACCAGUGGCCAAACAGCAUGCCGAUGCUGGAUGACUUCAGUAAUAUGUUCCCUGGCAACGGUUCUGGGCACCAUGCCUCCGGCCCACCCUACUUGCCCGCGCUUCAACAGUUCGCACCCAUGGUGCCUCACCACGAUUCCCAGAUACCUCUGGUCCCCACCGGGCCCCAACAGUCUCCCAAUAUCGUCCUGACCCCAUCUUCAGUUGGGAAUGCCCCUGCUCAAGCUUUGACCAGGCCAUCAGCUUCUCCAGACAACCAGGCAGCAACACCAUUGGACGCACAAGCUUUCAUGGAUGCUUUCGGGAUCAAAAGCCACAGUGAUCUUCACCGAAUCACUACGGUGUGGCAGAGGGUCGAGCAGGACCAGAAUGAACGCCCUAGCAAGCCCAAUGGGCCCAGGGCUCAGAACCGAAAGCUGAUCGAACUUGUCCAUUAUUAUUGCUUGCUCCUGCUGGGUGUCCCUAAUGGGGAGCGCAACUUCGUCUUGCCCGACCCUUUGCCCCUUGGUUCACCUCCAAGGCUGGACACAGGAGGUGCGCGCUUGUACAAUCCAAUUUGGGAGAUGUCCCCGAAGUCUGGUCGCAACUACGAGUACAUCAAGGAAGUGUCACGGAUUGAGGACCAUGAAAAGGACACUCCGAGCUUCCCUCCAAACACAACCAAAAAGGACAUUACCAGGCACGUCUGUAACUAUUUCAACAGUCUGCGCAAGGUAUAUACGGCCCAAGAAAACGAAGAGGCUCGCGCCAGGCGAAACAUGCGCAACAACAAUAUGAGGCUGCGAAGCCGCAGGCAUUCUAGAAUGACAAUCUACCGUGGGCUCAUACCUCAGUUCAAGGAGAAACACGGUGAUGCGGCCUCCGAGGGUGUUGAACUCGUGCUUCUUAGCGACUGUGCCAGUGACGAGUGCAGCGACCAAGGCGAGUUCCUCAGUCCCGAGGAAGCGAAACAAUAUCGGCUCCAGAAGGGCGGGGGAGCGAAUGCCUGGGAGAUACGACGCCGCGAGUGGCGAUCUGACCAGUAUAACCGCAUCGUGGGCUCCUUCCGACAGCUCGCUGUUGUGCAAGAGCAGCACCUGAUAGCCAAGCAAGCAACAUCUGGAAAGAAGUAUAAUCGGAAUGGACGUACAAGGGUUCCUCGCGUCCUGGGAGCCGACAUCAAUGCUUAUCGUGGUCCACCUCCGUCAGGUGCCCGUGCCCCCUUUGAGUGGUGCAUUAGCACCGAAUGGGCAGAAAAGUGGAACGAGGCCACCGGUGAGCGAUACACAGGUGCACGCGAGAACGUGGAGCUGCCGAUUUCUAGCCUUGUCAUCUCUGAUACAGAGAUUGAUCCUGAGUAUCUCGCCUGGAUCAAAAAGGAGUUGGGACCUUUGCCGGUACCCACGGAGCGGGAAGAACAGAACAAGUGAUAGAUUUACUAUAGAAUGUG
Molecule: messenger RNA, 1578 nt
Organism: Gloeophyllum trabeum ATCC 11539
Lineage: Eukaryota; Fungi; Basidiomycota; Agaricomycetes; Gloeophyllales; Gloeophyllaceae
Exons: 6
Coding region: 44-1558 (504 amino acids)
Source: RefSeq, a predicted model, not a curated record